UAGGGGCGUACUCGGGAUGAUGCAGGUUCGGCAGGACUCUUUGUGGGGGUUCACUGUGGUGAGACGCAGCGGGGAAGCUCCACUGUCACUACACAACAGCCUUUCUGUCUUCAAUAAAGAUGCAGACCUGGGUUGUGAUCUGUUGGGCUAUCGUUGCCGUGGUUGGUGCAGAUGAGUGUCCAGAUGGAGGCAGGUGUGCGGAAGGUCAAACCUGCUGCAGCAGCCCAACAAACAGCUAUGGUUGCUGCCCGUUUGAUCAGGCUGAAUGCUGUGAGGAUCACAUCCACUGCUGUCCAGCAGACACGAUCUGCGACCCAGAGGCGUCCCGUUGUGUGAACGACACCGUGUCCAUCCCAUGGAUGGAAAGGACCUCCGCUCUCCAGCCCACAGUCUCUAAAUCCUUCAGGAUGAUCAAGUCCUACAUGGGUGAAGACGACGAUAACAUCUGUCCUGAUCAGUCACGAUGCCCUGCUGAGUUUUCCUGCCUGAAGACUUUGACAAAGUUUGGAUGCUGUCCGCUAGCGAAGGGAAUCUCCUGCUCUGAUGGGAAGCACUGCUGUCCUGAGGGCCACCACUGCAGCAUCGACAGCCGCUCCUGCAUCCAAAAAGAACGUGUGACAGCUGUCCGGUGUAGCGAUGGCGUUUCCGAAUGCCCAGAUGAAACAACCUGCUGUGAAACUCCAGAAGGCAAAUGGGGUUGCUGUCCAAUGCCAAAGGCUGUGUGCUGCAAUGAUAAGAAACACUGCUGCCCUGAAGGGACAACAUGCAACAUUGAACAAAUGAAAUGCAUUUCCAUAUCUACCAAAAAGGAGCUGCCAAUGUGGGCUAAGUUCCCUGCCAGACAGAGAGCAGACUGGGAGAACCAAAACGAGGGUGAAGAAAUUACCGCAAAGACAGCCGAUGAGGAAGAAUCAGAGAAAUCCAUUGAAGCUGCUACAGCCAGUCCACUUCCUCCUUUGGAGGAGGAAGUGGAUGUGUCAUCUGUUACUAAGGCAGAUGGAGUCAACAAAGUGGCUUGCAAUGAAACGGCCGCCUGUCCCGAUGGCUCCACCUGCUGCAAAACAAGAGAAGGCGGCUGGGCUUGUUGUCCUCUGCCAGAGGCUGUUUGCUGUGAAGAUUUUGUACACUGCUGUCCAAAGGGGAAGAAAUGUAACUUGGCAGCAGGAAAAUGUGAAGAUGACCUUCUCUCCAUCCCCUGGUUUGAGAAGAAACCAGCGAUCUCCAGAUCGGGUGUGGAGGUGCAGGUGAAGGAUGUGCCAUGUGACGACACCACCGCCUGUCCCGAUGGCACCACCUGCUGCAAAACAAGAGAAGGCGGCUGGGCUUGUUGUCCUCUGCCAGAGGCUGUUUGCUGUGAAGAUUUUGUACACUGCUGUCCAAAGGGGAAGAAAUGUAACUUGGCAGCAGGAAAAUGUGAAGAUGACCUUCUCUCCAUCCCCUGGUUUGAGAAGAAACCAGCGAUCUCCAGACCGGGUGUGGAGGUGCAGGUGAAGGAUGUGCCAUGUGACGACACCACCGCCUGUCCCGAUGGCACCACCUGCUGCAAAACAAGAGAAGGCGGCUGGGCUUGUUGUCCUCUGCCAGAGGCUGUUUGCUGUGAAGAUUUUGUACACUGCUGUCCAAAGGGGAAGAAAUGUAACUUGGCAGCAGGAAAAUGUGAAGAUGACCUUCUCUCCAUCCCCUGGUUUGAGAAGAAACCAGCGAUCUCCAGAUCGGGUGUGGAGGUGCAGGUGAAGAAUGUGCCAUGUGACGACACCACCGCCUGUCCCGAUGGCACCACCUGCUGUAAGAACACGGAAGGUGCCUGGGCCUGCUGUCCUCUGCCUAAGGCGGUCUGCUGUGACGACCAUCUGCACUGCUGCCCUGAAGGCACCACCUGUAACCCGACCAGCACUGGUUGUUUACAAGCUUCAGCCUCAACGUCCGUCAUGCUGCAGGUCGCUGCGUUCACCACUCCGGUACCCACCACAACAACCCAAUGCUUGGUGACAACCCCAGCAGAGUCCAGUGAAGAGGAUGAGCGAUCCAUACAAGAGGGAGAUGAUGAAGAGGAAGAGGAGGAGAAGGAAGAAGAGAGGAAUCAGUGUGAUGAUCACACCAGCUGCCCUCAGGACACAACCUGCUGCUUUAUGCAGUCGUCUCAGAAGUGGGGCUGCUGCCCACUGCCAAAGGCUGUGUGUUGCGCCGACGGCAGCCAUUGUUGCCCUGAAAACUACAAAUGUAACGAGGACAAGACGACGUGCGUCAGAGGGGAAGUGGAGAUCCCGUGGUACACCAAACUCCCCGCCGUUACCAGCGUCCAGGUUGAUCCCAACAACAUCCAGUGUGACGACGACCACCAGUGUCCUGAGCACACCUCCUGCUGCAAGCUGUUCACCGGCGAGUGGGGCUGCUGCCCGCUGCAAAAUGCGGUGUGCUGCUCAGAUAAGGAGCACUGCUGCCCAGAGGACUACACCUGCGACGUCGUCUCCAAUAGCUGCCAGAAGCUCAUCUUGCUGCAGCUGGAGACGGUCCCGCUGACACCGGUGUUCCUGCCGGAGUACCAUCUUCAGCUCACGCCGCUGAAGCACAGAAACGUCCAGUGUGACGGGCAGAAAAGCUGCCCGGACGACAACACCUGCUGCAGGACGUCUGCCACCACCUGGGGCUGCUGCCCGGCUCCUAAUGCGGUGUGCUGCAGCGACAUGAAGCACUGCUGUCCCUCCGGCUACACCUGCACAGAGGAAGGCUCCUGCGUCAAGAACUCCGGGUUCAACUGGCAGACAUGGGACAUGUUCUCCACCAACAAGAAGAGAGCUCUGAUUCUAUGAAAACAUGCUGAAAUUAAUUUCUACUUGAAAAAAAUAAAUCUAAAAUACAUUUAAUACUUUGUGCUAAAACGUGGUAAAUGGUGAGCAGUAAAACUGAAUUGCGCUUAAGGAGACUGUUGGGGAACGUGAGCUUUGAUUGAAAAGUUUCUGUCUGCAUGUUUGGUGCAACAAAAUGUUGUUUUUCUUCUGCACACACAGUUUAACACUUGAAACUCUAACAAAUCAAGAAAAAACCGAAACACUCAGAAUGCAACAUAAAUCUUCUCACUAAAUCAUUGUUGUCAUGAUCUGCUGCAGCUGCCUUUUGUUCACAAACUGCAUUCUUCUGUCAAUAAUCUGUAAUUUUUCUCUAAAUCAAUAAUAACCACUGACAGAUUGGAAUGGACUGUUAAAUUUAAAUGAUUAACAUUUAUUUUGUUGGUAAAUCAGCUUGGGACUUCAUAUUGAAUUGAAAAAAAACUGUGGAUCAUUUAUUCAUUUAAUUCUUUUCAUCAAUCAAACUUAUUGAUUUGGGGCAAAACUAUUAAUUUAAUUGUUCCAGCUUAAUUAAAAAACAAAUCUUUGUUUUCCAUGAAACUAAUAAACAAGAAGUGACUUUAAAA
Messenger RNA from Gambusia affinis (western mosquitofish), 3412 nucleotides. It is a transcript of the gene grna, whose product is annotated as granulin a. The coding region runs from base 120 to 2810 and encodes 896 amino acids. The record is from RefSeq and is a predicted model, not a curated record. The transcript is spliced from 16 exons. Gene Ontology annotation, cellular component: extracellular region. Lineage: Eukaryota; Metazoa; Chordata; Actinopteri; Cyprinodontiformes; Poeciliidae.